Messenger RNA from Theobroma cacao (cacao), 2749 nucleotides. It is a transcript of the gene QWRF2, whose product is annotated as QWRF motif protein (DUF566). The record is from RefSeq and is a predicted model, not a curated record. Gene Ontology annotation, molecular function: microtubule binding. Lineage: Eukaryota; Viridiplantae; Streptophyta; Magnoliopsida; Malvales; Malvaceae. Gene Ontology annotation, biological process: spindle assembly. Gene Ontology annotation, cellular component: nuclear microtubule; cytoplasm.
GCCCAGCUGAAACUCUCUCUCUCUCUGUUCUCCCAAAUCUCACCUUACCUACUCUUUUUCUUUCGUCUCUCUCUCUCUCUCUCUCUCAAAACCCAGAAAAGCUGUGUGUUCACUGCUCUUGAAGUGAAAUGCAGAAUCGUUCAGAAACCCUUUUUGGGUUCUCCUCCAUUCUCCUCAAAAUCACCUAAAAUCUUGUUGCUUUCCAGGUUCUCAGCCAUGAAAAAGAAGACCCAUCACUAAUUCUUUCAAGGCAAUGUAGAAUAGAAACAAGAUUCCUUUGCAGUCUCAGAUGAUGGUGGCUGCAUUUUCUCAUCCACCAACUCCUUCAGAGCCCCCUGUGCAAGAACCACGGCAAGAAACAAAUACCCAUCAAGAAGAAAAUCCAACAACAACAACAACUAAAAGGCCUCCUCUUAAAGACAAUGGCUCCACUGUUACAAGAAAACCCAGAGGUAGACAAGUUUCUUCCAGGUAUAUGUCUCCUUCUCCUUCUUCUUCUUCGUCAGCAGCAGCAACAACAACGGCAGCGAAAACAACGACAAGAUUUCCUUCACCUCUUAUUUCUCGUUCGACAAAUACGACGGCAACGGGGAACAAAACGACCGCGAGAUUUCCUUCUCCGCUUAUUUCUCGUUCAACAAAUGCUAGUUCUACUUCGACACCGGCUUCAACAAUGCUGCCUUCGCUUCCUAAACGGUCUCAAUCUGUGGACCGGAGGCGGCCCGGGAGUCAAGUUUCACAAGGAAACAAUAUUAAUGCUACGGAAUUAUCAGCUGCUACCAAGAUGUUGAUUACUUCAACGAGAAGUUUAUCCGUUUCGUUUCAAGGUGAGGCCUUUUCGCUUCCGAUUAGUAAGACAAAGGCUCAAGUGGGUUCUGCUAUGACUAGGAAAGCAACUCCUGAAAGGCGUAGAGCUACUCCUGUGAGAGAUCAUGGGGAGAACUCGAAGCCGGUGGAUCAGCACCGCUGGCCCGGGAGAACCCGGCAAGGGAAUUCGGGUUCGAAUCCGUUGUCUAGGAGUUUGGAUUAUAGUAGUGAAAGGAAGAUGUUUGGAUCUGGCGCAAUUGUGGCUAAGUCAUUGCAACAAUCAAUGAUGCUUGAUGAGAGUAGUAGGAGGGUUUCUUUUGAUGGUAGUAGUAGGUUGAGUUUGGAUUUGGGAAGUUCUGCUGAGUUGUUAAAAGAAGCUACUAAGCAAAAUUCAGAUGCCAAUUCUAUAAAUGAGGCUUCUUGUGUGUCUUGUGAUCUUACUGCAUCUGAUACAGAUAGUGUGUCUUCUGGGAGCACCAAUUCUGGAAUGCAGGAAUGUGGAGGAAGUGGGAUUUUGAAAGGGAGGAGUGGACCACGUAAUAUUGUUGUGUCUGCACGGUUUUGGCAGGAAACUAAUAGCCGGUUAAGGCGGUUACAGGAUCCUGGGUCACCUUUGUCUACAAGCCCUGGGUCUAGAAUUGGUGCUUCAGCUAAGUUCAGUCAAUCAAAAAGGUUUUCUAGUGAUGGUGUGGUGUCUUCUCCACGGACAAUGGCUUCUCCUAUUAGGGGAGGUACAAGGCCUGCUUCUCCUAGUAAGCUUUGGACAUCUGCAACUUCAUCUCCAUUGAGGGGGCUAAGUCCUGCUCGGGUGAGAAAUGCAGUUGGUGGUCAGAUGAUGGGUAAUUCUGUUAAUACCCCUUCAAUUCUUAGCUUUUCUGUUGAUAUUAGGAGAGGAAAGAUGGGGGAGGAUAGGAUUGUUGAUGCACACAUGUUGAGGCUUCUUUAUAACCGUUACUUGCAAUGGAGAUUUGCAAACGCUAGGGCAGAUGCUACUUUCAUGUUGCAGAAACUGAGUGCAGAGAAAAAUCUGUGGAAUGCAUGGGUAACAACAUCAGAACUGCGGCAUUCUGUGACCCUUAAAAGAAUCAAGUUGCUAUUGCUGAGGCAAAAACUGAAAUUGACUUCCAUCCUGAAGGGACAAAUAGCUUAUUUAGAAGAAUGGGCCCUCCUUGACCGAGAUCACUCUAGUUCUUUGCUCGGAGCAACUGAAUCUUUAAAGGCCAGUACUCUUCGUCUUCCAAUAGUUGGAAAAGCAACUGCGGAUAUACAAAAUCUGAAGGAUGCUGUCAGUUCAGCAGUUGAUGUGAUGCAGGCAAUGGCAUCCUCAAUAUGCUCACUAUCAUUGAAGGUGGAGGAAAUGAAUUCUUUAGUGGCUGAGCUUGUGAGUGUGACAGCAAAGGAAAGGAUUUUGCUCGAACAAUGUAAAGAUUUUUUGUCCACAUUAGCAGCCAUUCAGGUUAAGGACUGUAGCUUGAGGACACACAUAAUACAACUAAAUCGUGUACCCACUACCAGCAGCCUGACAACACAUGUGUAGAACUGAUCCCAUUUGACUACUCACCCUAAAUGCUAACAAUUACACCCAAGCUCAUGUUUUUCCAAUGGGUGGAGGCGGCACUGGACAAAAUAAGAGCGGAUUGAAUAUGGCUAGGUUUGGCUUCACAUUUAGCAGUUUUGGAACCAGUUGUUGUCUUCUAUGGUCACGCAUGUAUUUUUGCAUCUGAAGAUUAGAGGAAGUGGCGUUCCCUUUCAACUGAUUUCUGUAUACAAAACUCUCUUAUGGGUUUUUUUCUUCUUCUUUAUUUUUUUUAUAAAUCCUUUUUAGGUAAAAGAAAGCAAUGUAUAUGUAAAUAUGUAAGUUCAUCUGAUAACCCAAUUACCAUGUAUUUCUUGGCCUACUUUGAUUAAUCAUCUAAGUAUGAUCUUGUUGAUGCUUGUUCAA